CGCUGAACAGUGUUUGGAAAUGGUUUUUUAGUUGUGUUGUUGAAUUUAAUUAUAGCUAAAUAUUGUACAGUGACUUAAGUUAGAAUUUAGAAAUCUUAGCAUUUAGGAUAGUGCUAAUUUAUCAACAAAAAUGGCUAACUUAUUUACAAACUUAUUGUGUGUCGCGAUUUGCUUUUCUUUCGUGAUAACAGAUUCAUCUUCAAAGUUUUACGAAGAAAAAAAAUUUCACGAGCCCUACGACCUAACGGACCAAGAUAUAAUCGACAUAGCCAAGCUAUCAGACAAGCGCCAUUUUAAACAAGUGCUUAACGAGAUCCUGAUACCCAGGGUGGUGGGUACUCCCAACCAUGAGAAGGUGGGGAACUAUAUCGCUGAUCAGAUGAAGAGCCUGGGAUGGGAUGUAACGGAGGACGUCUUCCCUGACAAAACUCCAGUGUUCGGGACGCUGAACUUCAGGAAUAUCAUCGCUACCCUGAAUCCUGACGCUGACCGGUACCUGGUGCUGGCCUGCCAUUAUGACAGCAAGUAUACGAGGGAACACCAUUUUGUUGGUGCGACCGAUUCAGCGGUCCCCUGCGCCAUGAUGAUUAAUCUAGCUAAGGUGAUGGCGAAGAACAUGGAACACUUGAAGGAAUCCUCUCCCAGUCUCAUGUUCAUCUUUUUCGAUGGCGAGGAGGCGUUCAGACAGUGGGGACCCAAGGACUCCAUCUACGGAGCCCGACAUCUAGCGAAGAUGUGGCACAGAAUGGAUUAUAAAGAUGGCGCGAAUCAUCUGCAGAGAAUGGACGUCCUAGUCCUCCUAGACUUGCUGGGGACACCAGACCCGACCUUCUACAGCUAUUUCAAGGCCACGGAGAAGUGGUACGUGCGACUCGCAGCGGCCGAGCAGCGGCUGAGCGAGCUGAACCAACUCUCCCGCUACUCCAGAGGAAAGCCCGACCAGGUUUACUUCAAGCUGGCCACGUCCAAUGCCGUGAUUGAGGACGACCAUAUACCGUUCUUGAGACGAGACGUGGACGUCCUGCACGUGAUCCCCAACCCGUUCCCGUCGGUCUGGCACACCGCGCGCGAUGACAUGGCCGCUCUCGACUUCAGCACCAUAGACAACCUCAACAAGAUAUUCCGCGUCUUCGUCGCCGAGUACCUCAGCGUCACACCCUAGCGCCGGUGGAAGCUGCGAUACAUCCUCCGCGUCUAGACCUCCAUUCAAACUGACAGGUGACAGCUGUCACACUGACAUAAUACGUCACGCGUCGAACUGACUGAUGACAGCUGUCACACUGACUAAUGACAAAACUUGAAUAUUAAACAGUAGUGUAGGCCAUCUAGGUAGACCAUUUCUAGAUAAUCGCUAGGUCGGUCGCUCACGCGUUCGACUUAUUGAUGUGUGGAGUAAGUUUGAUUUUAAGGCAGCUACUCUACUGUAUGAUAUUUAAAUUGUGCAGAUAUAUGCCAAACUGACAUAUGACAUGAUAAGUCAGUUUUUUACUCUAUGACAUUCUUGUGAUUACAUCGACGAACGGCGAAAUCGAUAUUACAAUGGUCCAGUUAUUAAAUAAAAAUCGAUUUUUAGAUUCUUCUUUCUUCCUAACGGUUAGGAAAUAGUAAACUGCUAUUUUUGGACGAAUAUUAUAGUUGUGCUUAGGCUACUUACUUAAAUUUUACUUUUGUUUUUUUAUUAUUGUAGCCUUUUUUACGUGAUACCAAAUUUUUGCAAUCUGCUAACCGUCCAGUGUUAUGAAUGGUCGAUUUAAGCAUAAACGCACAGUAGAAUAUGAAAAAUGAGUAAUAUGGUGCAAUUUUACACAUAAUAUAGUAAAUACAAGUAAAUAUAAAAAAUACUCAUUGUAAAUUAGUACAAAAACUAAUUCUCAGAUUGCAAUAAUAAAACAUCUCAUAAUAUGGUAUAGCAAGAUGACAUAUUUUUAUUUAUUAAACAAGUUAUUUA
Molecule: messenger RNA, 1948 nt
Organism: Aricia agestis (brown argus)
Lineage: Eukaryota; Metazoa; Arthropoda; Insecta; Lepidoptera; Lycaenidae
Product: glutaminyl-peptide cyclotransferase-like
Exons: 5
Coding region: 131-1162 (343 amino acids)
Molecular function (GO): glutaminyl-peptide cyclotransferase activity; zinc ion binding
Source: RefSeq, a predicted model, not a curated record